GCCUCAUUUGCUUCAAGCUGCGAGUGCUUCAUCAAUCAAGCGUGGUUGAGUCUACUGUAUCCGGAUCCGGACGGCAUCGACGGGCGGCUGAAACCAGACAAGCCGUUGCUGAGCCUGCGAUACACGACGGCGGUGCGGCAAUGCUGUGCUGUGGACCGCGUGGGCACCUGAAGGCCGAGCGCAGAGCAGCGUCUAAACGGAUCAAUGGCGGCCUGGCGCCAGCGAUUGUUGCACUCUGGGAAUGUCAUUCUUACACUGUGUGUACCUCAUGUCUCGACUUGCUUGCAGAGAUGGCUCGUUCACACCACCCAACAACGGCGAUGCCACUCUGCCAAAGUCUCGGGGGACCGAGGCGUUUCGCCAUAGCUGGGGCGCCACUUGACCAUGGCCAGUCGUAAGCAAGCGCUUGCACGUCCAGGUGGCCGCUUGCCAAGGAAAGGGCCGUGCGAUCUGCCUCACAACAUCCGUCCCACGGCGGCCCACAAUCAAAUUAAAUCGCAAUGUGUGAGGACUCCUGCUAUGAAGAUCACUCGGUCUCAGCAGUAGAGUGCAGUGGAAAUGAGCCCGCAUGUUCAGCCGCCACUGAAGCGAGACUGACUGCAUCUGGCCACGCAACGCGAGGAGAAUGGCUCGAGGCAGACGCUGUCCAACGUCGCGGCGCCGGCGCUGAACGCAGUUCGAUGCGUGAGAGCCGCGUCCGCGCUUCUGGAUGGUCUCAUUUCCACAACCAGACUAAGAUUGCAAAUAAAACGCCUGGGUGCGCACCCGUGACAACAAGUCCAGCAUGGCACUGGCAUUAUGUCGCCUAACUGCGAGUUAACGGCGCGCAACGCUGUCUAGCGCGACGCGGCCGAGCUUCUACGAGUCCCAUGAGGCAUGUGGCCGGCAGCGCCGCCCUUGCGAGUCUCUCGCGCCGUGGUGGACGGCAGAGCCGCAAACGACGCCUGACUUCGGCGUCCAGUUAGCUUCAACGCGAUAGUAGCAGUGGCAUCCUCGCAAGUAUCCUCUCAAUCCUCUCGGUAGGUUCUGGUUUGUGGCGGACUACAUUUUUUUUUCUGGUGAUCCUGUGCAGCUCUUUGUAGCGAAAAAAAAACUGAAGUCUGUGUCAUCACGUCCACUGUGUACGCUUAGCAACGGGUUUGCCAGGUGAAUGUUGGCAUGUUUUGGACCAGCUCGUCUUGGAUUCUAUAGCAAGCAGUUGAGGAACUGGUUCGUCAACAAGGCGAAGUGAGGCAGGCACGACCGCCGGUGUUGAGCUGUCGCGCGGUGGCUUGCACAGAAGAUUGGCGUGCAUAAGUCUUCCAAACCGGGGCGUGAGACUUUUCCAACGUAGAAGAGGCUGCACCGAAGACUGUAUCUGCGAGCUCCGAGUUGUGUGCUGCCUUCCUCCUUGCAAGCUGUUUUUGUCCGUACGUGCCGCUGCGGCCGCCGCGAUGCCCGCCUUCGAACAAGAUGAAUGGAUUCCUUCAAACAGCAGCUCCCAGUGUGACCAUUGCACACGAAAAUGCUCAGCUUGGUGUAGAGCCAAGAGGUUCGAGUCGGCGGGUGAGUCUGUCCUUCAACUGGUGAAUUUCAUCACGCUCGAUUGGCAGCGGCUUUGCUAAACCCAAGGACAGUCAGCGUCAAGUGCCGGCCACAGCCGUGCAGCAACUUUGCACAUCAAUCGCGUGACACCAUCCUCAAUGAUCAUGCGGCCUUACUUACAUCGAGACGACAGUGGUCAGCUUCUUCUGCACGCGCGCAGGUGGGUGAAAGAUAGGCUCGACAGUGAGUACGGGAAGAGAUUGGCACGGUCGAUGGAGGAGCACCAUGUCAUUUCAACUCGCGACCCAAAGCUCAUUUGCCAAUUGGCCGAGUCUCGAGUAACUCGAGUGCUGAACAAAGAGUAGACGUUGCUUCAAGAUGCCUUUAACUCACCUGCCGUCGCUCCAGCACCAGCACCUCGCCGUGCUACCCCCGCUGCGUGCCUCGCACCCGCUUGGCCACAGCAACCAGCUCAACCAGCUCAACCAGCACUUCCCAUUGCAGCAGCAAACGCAGCAGUACUCGCCACAGCACUUGCACACCGUGCAGCAGGCGCAGCAAACAGCCGUACAGCUGCCGCCGGCGCAGGUACCGGUAGCCACCACGGUCGAUCUUACUCUGACCGGCCCGCUACGGCGCGGCAAGUGGACGCGCGCCGAGGAAGACUACGCCGCCGCCACUAUCUCGUACUUCUGCGACGGCCUCUUGGCCAUCCAGUACGGCACCACCCUGCGCGGGUACUUGGCGCAGCAGCUACAUUGUGAUCCCAUGCGGAUCUCCAAAAAGUUGCUACCUGGCUCGGUCUUCGCCGGCAUCAAGAUCAAUCCCAAGAUCGGCCGACGAGCCUACUACCCGUGCGCUCAGGACUCUCCUGCUGCUGCGCAUUCCAAGGAGAACGCUGCGCGCCACCUCACUAGUCUCCGUCAGGCUUUCAUCCAGAGCAUUGAGGAGGAGGAACAGGCACUCGAAGCCGCCAGCAACGGCGCUGUGAAGGACAGCACGAAGACGUCCAGCCCCAAGCCCACGGCCUCUAUUGGCCGCAAGCGAAGCUACGACGACAUCAACAGUGUCGUGCGUGCUCAGCAGCAACAGCAAACAGUCCAGCCGUCCGUGGAGCUCACGGAGCCUCAGAUCUUCUAUCACUUCCAGAACCAGGCUCAACCGGCACUCUUCAACUCGAGAUACUCGGCGGCGGCAAGUGCUGCUGCCGCUUCAACCACAGCAACGACUCCUGUGAUGUGCAAGCUACCCAAACUGACCGUCACAGACGACGUAUCUCGUCGUGCGUCCUACUCAACCCAGCAGCGCAGUGUGUCACCCGUGACAGUCGCAACGUCGACAGCAGUGCUGCCGCCACUGCGCGUCUCGCUGGUGCGGGCCUCCAUGUGCUAGAGGAAACUAUGUGUGCAUGACGUUUAAGUAUGAGGAAGAUAAGUUAGCGACACGAAGUAGUGUACGAUCAACCAGUAGUAAUGAUAACAGCUCCGCAUAAGCGAGCGUUCACCACCAACAGCUUCUUGCGUUUCGAU
This is a messenger RNA of Phytophthora nicotianae INRA-310, 3053 nucleotides long. RefSeq lists its product as hypothetical. Bases 1903 to 2916 code for a protein of 337 amino acids. The record is from RefSeq and is a predicted model, not a curated record. Lineage: Eukaryota; Oomycota; Peronosporomycetes; Peronosporales; Peronosporaceae. The transcript has a single exon.